Messenger RNA from Saitoella complicata NRRL Y-17804, 1020 nucleotides. RefSeq lists its product as uncharacterized. Gene Ontology annotation, biological process: pyrimidine nucleotide-sugar transmembrane transport. The record is from RefSeq and is a predicted model, not a curated record. The annotation marks the transcript as partial. Gene Ontology annotation, molecular function: UDP-galactose transmembrane transporter activity. The transcript is spliced from 2 exons. Lineage: Eukaryota; Fungi; Ascomycota; Saitoellomycetes; Saitoellales; Saitoellaceae. Gene Ontology annotation, cellular component: Golgi membrane.
AUGAUCCCCGCCAACUCGCUCUUCAAGUACUUCCUCCUCCCAGCAUACAUUACCUUCGAAACAACGCGCGCAAUCCUCUCGUUCGCCGCGGUACACUCCCAAGUCCGUAUUUCAUCGACCUUCAUCGCGUUCUCUUCCGAGCUCCUCAAGCUCGUCUUUGCGCUCAUCUUCCUCUGUCGAUUUCUGGGCAAGACCGGGAAUGGAGUCAACGCGAGGAGUCUCAAGUCCGCGAUCCUCUUCGCGAGCAGCGACCAAGCCGGAUGGAGAGCGUACGGACCAUACGCCGUCCCUGCCGCGUUAUAUCUCAUCAACAACCUCCUCUAUCUCCUCGGUCUCCAACUAACCACCCCCUCCCUCCUCCACGUUGCAGUUCUGGCCAAGUUGCCCUUCACGGGUAUCCUCCACCACCUCCUCGUCAAACGCCAACGAAACCUCUACGCAUGGCUUUCUCUCGCUCUAAUCUGUACCGGCCUCCUCAUUUUCAACGCACCCAUCGAAUUCCUCGACUGGAUUCGCGGCAUCGGGGUGUUCAUCGGUCCGAUAGUGGGGCUGGUUAUUGCGACCUUGAGUGGGUUUGCGAGUAUCUUUACCGAAGUCAUCAUGAAGCAAAAAGUCGCGUUCUGGGUUGCGCAGGUCUGGCUCUACUUCUACGGUACCCUCUUCGCCGGCACCAUCCUCCUCUUCUGGGACGGUCGCCUUCACUCUUUCUCCUCGACCUCCACACCAUCCUCCGAUUCCGACCCCUCCACAUCCUGGGCCAUUUUCGUCAACGCCGCCGUGAUUUUGGCUACGACAGCAACCGGCCUCGUCGUCGCAAACAUCCUCCGCAAAGCCGACAACCUCGUCAAACUCGUCGGCUCCUCCGCCUCAAUCGUAACCAUCAUCGCAGCCCAAGUCGCCCUCUUCCCCGAUCUCCGCGAAAAGACGAUUCAAGUCCCGACCACCCUCGGCGCCGGAAUCAUCGCUAUCUCGACAUGGACGUAUAACCACCACAAGACCGUUCAGCCAUCGCGGGUAAGU